Haemonchus placei is the source of this 360-nucleotide messenger RNA. Lineage: Eukaryota; Metazoa; Nematoda; Chromadorea; Rhabditida; Trichostrongylidae. The record is from the annotation of a GenBank genome assembly.
AUGGCAUGCGAAUAUCGGGCGAAUCCAGUUUCAGACAACAAAGGAGCGCUAGCUUGUGAAUAUCGCGGAAAUCCACCACCAGGUUAUAUUGUACCUUUUAGUCGUUCAGAUUUUUACUGUGAUCCUGAUAACUGUAAUUUUGUUACUGUAUUCAUCAACUUUGCCCAAAAUGCGAGAUAUCGGAUAGACGACCCUGUUACAGUUCCUCAGGGAGCACCAAAAAUCACCACUUAUUUGCCAGACACGACUAAAAAACGAAUUCCUCUUGGAGUGAUACUUGCGGUAGCGAUAGGAGUGCCUGUCAUCCUUGUCCUAUGUCUUUUUGGUGCCGUUUGGCUGCAAGAGCUCGGACUUAUAUAG